AAGUGUGCAAAAUUGUAAUAAAACUGAAAACAAAGAUGUUGGGGUGGAAGUUCAUAAAGAUUGUCCCGUGUGCAAAGAAUUCCAAAUUCCCAGCCUUGUUUCGCUACUGACGUUACCGAACACUGAGUAAACAAUGCCUUUCAAACCACCUGAAAGGUCGAUCUGUCCGGCUUGUGGAAACGCUGUGUAUGCAGCUGAAGAAAAGUUAGGAGCCGGUAAAAAAUGGCACAAAAUGUGCUUUAAAUGUGGUUUGUGCAAUAAGUUGUUAGAGAGCACAACUGUAGCUGAGCAUGAAGGUCGUGUGUAUUGUAAAGGAUGUCACGGAAAAAAAUUCGGUCCAAAGGGUUACGGAUUCGGUCAGGGAGCGGGUGCACUCAGUAUGGAAACUGGAUCUCAGUUUGGAAACAAAGACAGUGAGAUGAGUAAUCGUCCAAGGGAUCAGCAUGUUGGACCUACAAGCUCCGGGCCUGGUCCCCAUUGUCCUAGAUGUGGCAAAACAGUGUAUGAAGCUGAACGAGCCAUAGGACUAACAGAUGCUUGGCAUAAAGGUUGCAGUAAAUGUAAGAUGUGUAACAAGCCUGUAGAUUCUACAACACUAUGUAGACACGAGAUAGAAAUCUACUGCAAAGGAUGUUAUGCAAAGAACUUUGGUCCUCAUGGUUUUGGUGUUGGAUCAUUGGCCUCAUAAUUGCGAAAAAAACACUGCCUACGUCUCUCUAACGUAGAAACAGUACCUGCCGAACUCGUUGUCACGUGACAAAAAUACAAACGAUCGAUCAACCGCUCACUGGCUAGCCGUGCAUGCUCUUAGUUUGUCCCUUUUUCAUAUAGGACAUUUAAUGUGUAAACCACAAUCCUUUAAUUUAUAAUUAUCCAAACUACUAUUGUUUUCAAUUUUGAUUAUAUUUUUUUUAUAUUAAAUUUUUAGUUUUAUUA
Mytilus californianus (California mussel) is the source of this 936-nucleotide messenger RNA. Its product is annotated as muscle LIM protein 1-like. Gene Ontology annotation, biological process: muscle tissue development; sarcomere organization. The coding region runs from base 134 to 688 and encodes 184 amino acids. Gene Ontology annotation, molecular function: actinin binding; structural constituent of muscle. The record is from RefSeq and is a predicted model, not a curated record. The transcript has 6 exons. NCBI's taxonomy places the organism in Eukaryota, Metazoa, Mollusca, Bivalvia, Mytilida, Mytilidae. Gene Ontology annotation, cellular component: Z disc; cytoplasm; nucleus.